AUGUCAGUAGAUAAAGCCAAAGAAUCAGCAGCGAUCGCAGCUGUUAAUGAACAUAUUAAUCAUAAUGUACAUGUGAUCGGUGUGGGAUCAGGUUCAACGAUUAUUCCAGCAGUGAAAAGAAUUGCGGAAAUGGUCGAAAAAGACAAACUCGAUUUGAUUUGUGUUCCGACUUCAUUACAAGCUCGCGAACUGAUACUCUCGCAUGGUUUAAAACUUGGCAGUUUAGUUGAAUACCAAGAACUUGAUGUAGCAAUCGAUGGUGCAGAUGAAGUUGAUGAACAAUUUAAUUGUAUUAAAGGUGGCGGUGGAUGUCAAACACAAGAGAAGCUCGUUGCUAUUUGUGCAAAGAAAUUUAUUGUCGUUGCCGACGAAAAGAAAUGGUCAACGAAUCUUGGUGAUAAAUGGAAGAAAGGGGUGCCCAUCGAGGUUCUUCCCAUCGCGUAUAAAAUAACGAAAAAAGAAAUUGAAAAACAACUCGGUGGUGAAGUUAUUGUUCGCGAAGGCACAGGAAAAGUCGGUCCGGUGUUAACUGAUCAAGGCAAUUUCAUUCUCGAUUGGAAAUUCGAUUCUUCAAAAGUUUUCAAUUGGUCAGAUGUCAACCAACAAUUAAAAUUAAUUCCUGGUGUGGUUGAAACUGGUUUAUUCAUCAAUAUGAUUUCGAAAGCAUAUUUUGGUAACAACGAUGGCAAUGUUCAAGUCAAAGUCAAUUCAGCAAUAGUUUCCGCUUAA
Molecule: messenger RNA, 729 nt
Organism: Adineta ricciae
Lineage: Eukaryota; Metazoa; Rotifera; Eurotatoria; Adinetida; Adinetidae
Source: the annotation of a GenBank genome assembly